Triticum dicoccoides is the source of this 576-nucleotide messenger RNA. RefSeq lists its product as uncharacterized. NCBI's taxonomy places the organism in Eukaryota, Viridiplantae, Streptophyta, Magnoliopsida, Poales, Poaceae. The coding region runs from base 148 to 423 and encodes 91 amino acids. The transcript has a single exon. The record is from RefSeq and is a predicted model, not a curated record.
UCAGUUCAGGCAGUGCAAGCAAAAAAGGACAAGCAUCAGCACACUUUCUUCACCACCGCAGCUCUGCAAGUUCAGUAGUUCUAUAGGGCACAGAGAUCACAAUUCAGUACCUUCUCUCCAGCAACGCAGGGACAAGAAGGGGAGGAGAUGGCUGCUCCGGCGAAGGCUUCGUGGAUGGUGGUGAUGAGCGUGGGCGCCGUGGAGGCGCUCAAGGACCAGGCCGGACUAUGUCGCUGGAACUACGCGCUCAGGUCCAUCCAUCGGGCCGCCAAGGCCAAGGCCAACGUCCGCGUCGUCGUCUCGCAAGGCAAGAAGCAGCUCCCGACCUCCGCGGCGGCGGCGGCGGCGGAGAGGCGACGGGCAGAGAAGGCCGAGGAGGGGCAGAGGACCGUCAUGUACCUCAGCUGCUGGGGCCCAAACUAGGAGUACUAGUAGCUAGGGGCGUUGUGUUCGUCGGAGCAAAGUAUGCAACCAUGGCCUGAGUCCCUGAGACCUGGCUGAUUGCCCUUUCCGCACGCUUGUAAGAUAUCACUUGAUGAUGAUGAUGAUGAAAAUUUCGGUCACAGUUUUUGACUA